Sclerotinia trifoliorum is the source of this 3176-nucleotide messenger RNA. The record is from the annotation of a GenBank genome assembly. Lineage: Eukaryota; Fungi; Ascomycota; Leotiomycetes; Helotiales; Sclerotiniaceae.
UUAUUCAUCUUUCUUAAUCCAUUCAUUCAAUUCACUCUUUCAUUUCAUUUCACUUCACUUCACUUCAUUUCAUCCCAUUUCAUCCCAUUUCACCUGAAUUCUCGACUUUGCAUAAGAAGAAAGAUUCAUACUUUGAUUCAACACUCCUCGACAGCUUUACCUCUUUACCAUUUGCAUGACUCUCGUUGACUCAUAAGAUAUUCUGCGAUUCUGCGAUUCUGCAAUUGUGCAAUUCUGCAAUUCUUCCCCAGCAUUUCCAAUCAUCCAACAGCUUCGAGUGGCAUAUCCAAGCAUAACUACUAUACCAUACAUACUAUUUACCAGGUAUUUUCGAACACGAACGAGACUGAUUCAGAUUUCCGGUCCGCCCGUCAGUCCGUUCAGUUGAAUUACCUUUCCACGCAUAAACAAAUCGAGACAGACCCUCGACAACCAUACAAUUAUACCACCAUACAACAACCCACAACCCACAACCCACAAUAAUUUAUACCCACAACCACAACCACAACCACAACCACAACCACAACCACAACCACAUCCACAACCACAUCCCACAUCAUUCCAUUCUCUCCAAUCAUUCUAGACGCCGCUUCUAGGCCCUUGACAGAUUCAAAGCCUAAAUAAUUUCACAAAACCGUCAUCAUGGCCGACGAUUUUGGUAGUCAUGACCCAUUAAGUUCAACUCUUCCUCAAGGAAAUCCAAAUCCUACCGUUACUCAUCAGAAUCCUAAGAAGACUUCUCCCAGUCGACAAAGUACCAUGCGGUCUAAGAGUGGAUUUGAGGCUCAUGCCAGUGGAGCGACGACACCAAAUAGUUUCAAAAGGCACAGCAGACAUGAUUUAACCGUUGAUGAUUAUUUUGUAUGUUUUACUCGCUUCUUUCCUUUCCUUUCCUUUCCUUUCCUUUCCUUUCCUUUCCUUUCCUUUCCUUUUCAUUUCCAACUUUCUGCUUGACUCUAGGUAUUCACAACCUUGUCGAGAAUGGAACUCGAACAAUCAAAUAUUCAUACGUAGAUCGAAACAAAAUGACUAAUUCUUCCAACAAUAGGUCGGUCCAAGAAAUCUCGAUGCUCAUUCCAAACUUCCAUAUUUCAUGCGCCUUCAUGGAUCUGUUAUACCUCGAAUGGUAGUACCUCUUUUCUGGAUUGCAUGCUGGUCUACAUUAAUUACAUGCAUUUCAAAAUAUUCCGGUACAAAGUUGGCUGUCAAUACUUUACUUUUGACCGUCCUUGGUUUCGUCAUUUCUUUGGCUUUGAGUUUUAAGAGUUCUACUGCUUAUGAACGGUUUGUCCUUCUUUUCUUUCAUGUCCUAUUUUUUGGUGCUAUUGUUUCUUUAUAUUUUGCUUGCUUUGUUGCACCCGAAAUGGAGAGGAUAUGAAAAGAAGCUCGAGCGGAGCGAGCAAGGGGGGGUUUGGGGGCUUGCCCCCAUAUUACCACACUAUAAUAUUUUAUUGUUGAAAUGACGCUCCGCUCGCUGCCUCUCCGAGGGCCACUGCCUGGAGGCAGACUAAUACAAUUAUACAUUAUUCACAGAAUUUCAACUAACAAAAAAUCAGUUAUUCCGAUGGUCGUAAAGCAUGGGCCGCCCUAUCAGUUCAAUCCCGCAACCUAAGUCGAUUCAUCUGGGUCAACGUACGUGAACGUGAAGGCGACAUGGGCAAAGAAGAUCUUCUCGCAAAAAUAACCGGUAUCAAUCUCGUCCUGACCUUUGCCGUCGCUCUCAAACACAAACUUCGUUUCGAACCAUACGCUCACUAUGCCGAUAUUUCCGCUCUAACUCAUCAUCUCAAUACAUAUGCACAAUCCGCUACGACCCCCGAAGUACUUAUCGAGAAAAAGAGAACACCAUGGAAACGUGCUGGAGAAUAUCUCGGCCUCAGUUUCGCAUUAAGUAACCCUAGAAAAGCAAUUAAGCGCUCCAGCAAGCCAAUCGGAAACCUUCCAAAUGAAAUCCUCACCUACCUGGAUGCCUACAUUGAUGGAACCAUUCGCAACGGAACUCUUGAUUCUCCAGUAGUCCUCGGUCAAAUGCUUGGUUGCAUGAAUGCCCUGACUGAUUGUUCCGCCUCCGCCGAACGUGUUCUUCAAACUCCUCUUCCUGUCGGAUACAACAUUUUAAUUUCUCAAAUCGUAUACCUUUACGUUUAUCUCCUCCCCUUCCAACUCUUCGAAGCAUUACAAUGGGUUACGAUCCCUGGUACAAUUGCCGCUGCAUAUAUCAUCGUCGGACUCAUGGCCAUCGGAAACGAACUCGAAAAUCCCUUUGGAAACGACGUUAACGAUCUUCCAUUAGACCACUACUGUGCAGAGUUAGCUCGCGAUUUCGAUAUUCUCACAUCCGUCAAAGCUCCAACAUGGGAGGAAAUUGUCUACGGAAGAAAGGAGAUGACAAAUGAUGAUUCAGAGGAAGAAUUGAUGAGGGAAAAUAAAGUUCUUUGGCCACUCAGUAACUCAGGAGUGAGAAUGUGGAGAAAUAGAGACGAGAAGGAUAUUAGAGAUGCAUUGGCGGCGAAGGUAGUGGUGGCGGAUAGGAAAAGUAGAGAUGUGUUUACGAGUGCUGGAGAAGGAAGAGAUAGUACUGCUAGAGCGAGGAGCGGAAAGAGUGAUUUGACGGCUGAGAGUGCUGAGAGUGCUGAGAGCGCUGCGUAGUGAGCGGAGGCACCGGUCAGCAAUGGAUUUUCAGGGACAAGAUUUAAAAAAAGAAAAUGCGUGGAUCAAUUGAUUUUCAAUAAAAAACAAAAGCAAGUGCAGCACAAGCGGAUCAUACCCCUCCCACAGUCAAAAGUCCUAGACUGUACCCGCGAAGAAUUUAAAGGCAGAAAAUGGGUUGUAGGGUUGUAGCAUACAUAUGGCGAGGAGUUUUUGGGACGGCGGAGUUGGAGAUGUAAAUUAUUGUACGGAUUUUUUGAUUUUUUUUUCUCUGGAGAAUGUAUGAGGAGAUGGGAUGAGAUAUGUUCUUCGAUGAGCUAGAUGGUUCUCGGGAGAUGUGUAAUUUUUCUUUCUUUUUUCUCCAGGUCUUGUUUCGUGUGUGUAUACGUUUUUUCCUACAUUUGAGAUGAGAUGAGAUAAGAUAAGAUGGGAUGGAUGAGAUGAGAUGGGAUAGAUACAAACAAAAUCCAAAUCAAUCAGUUGAUUGAAUGAACUUAUUCCAAUGCAAUUGUACACUUUUGAAACAG